AUGGUACCACCGUCCUCUAACCCAAGAAGGAACCUUCUACAAAGACAUAGAGGAAAGUUGAUCUUUUCCAUAGCUGGAAUUGCUACUUUAUUUACAACAGGCUCCAUUGCCCUUUACUUAUUAAAAAGAUGGCUAUACAAGCAACAAUUGAAAAUCACUAGAGCUCAUUUCCUUAGAGAACAAAUGAAAAGACGCUUCAAUCAAACUCAAGAGGAUUCCUUACACACAGUUUAUGAAUUGCUACCUGUGGUAGAGAUGGUAUUAGAUCAGAAUGGAUUGCAAUUGGACUCAAUAAUUUAUGAUAUCAAGAAUGUAAAGAAAAAUGUUAAAGGUGGUAGUGAAGUUGAACCUACAAAUAAAGAACUGAAGUUCUUAUCAAAGGCUGAAUUAUGGAAUCAAUUGACUUUGAAAAGUAUCAUUAAAUUGGUGACAAUUUCAUAUAUGACAUCGUCCUUGUUUCUAUUAACGAGAUUACAAUUGAAUAUAUUGACGAGAGAGUAUUUAGAAGAUACGAUUAAAAUAAGUGCUGAAAAUGAGAUUAUACCAAAGGAAAAUGACACAUCUUGUUCUGUGACUGGGUGGAUUUCCAACGCUUGGAGUGUUUGGACCGGUCAGAGGUCUUCUGAAUCGACAACUGUAAAACAAAAUGAUGAUACCGAACUUUUACAACAUGAUAAAACUCAAGUAGCAUACAUCAAUGAACAAGCAUUCUUAUCAUUGUCAUGGUGGUUAUUGAACAAGGGAUGGUUUAAUUAUGAGCAAACUAUAGAAACCAUUAUACGAGAAGAAUUCUCAAACUUAAAACCAAAAGAUGAAAUCACAUUAAUUGAAUUCAGUUCCAAAUUAACAAACGUUUUCCAAAAGAUUAACAGAAUAAUUUUAUCUACGGACGGUUCUAAUUUGAAUUUGAAAGCUGUGUUAUUACCAGAUAUUACCAUGGAACAGUUUCUUUUGCAACAAACGUUACCAUCAAAAUCUUUAGUUGUGCUUAAAGAUAAUAAGGAAUUGUUUCAUAAAUUAGUAGGUGAAACAAAGAAGUGCUUAGGAACUAGUGCGUCAUUGAUUGUGUUUGAAACUUUGAUAAACGAAUGCUUUCAAUAUAUCAUGGCAGAUGUUGAAUCCUCAGUAAUAAAGAAGAAGAAAAGGAAACCAACCACUCCCGAUGCUCCUGCUGCGUCUGCAGAAGCUCUACAGAAUAAUGAAGGAGAAGAAGAAGAGAAACAAAAGGAUAUGUUAUCGGAGGAUACAUUCCAAGUGGCAGCUUAUGCGAUAAGUUGUAAAGACUGUAGUAACGUGAUGGUAAAGAAGCCUGAAAGAAAUGAAGAAAAUAAAUUUCUGACGAGACUAGAUUCACUCAAUGUUCUGGAUGAUUUGAGUGCCGGUGUAUUUAGUAAUCUUAGCAUGUAG
Naumovozyma dairenensis CBS 421 is the source of this 1407-nucleotide messenger RNA. It is a transcript of the gene PEX3, whose product is annotated as Pex3p. Gene Ontology annotation, biological process: protein import into peroxisome membrane. The transcript has a single exon. Gene Ontology annotation, molecular function: protein-macromolecule adaptor activity. The coding region runs from base 1 to 1407 and encodes 468 amino acids. Lineage: Eukaryota; Fungi; Ascomycota; Saccharomycetes; Saccharomycetales; Saccharomycetaceae. The record is from RefSeq and is a predicted model, not a curated record. Gene Ontology annotation, cellular component: peroxisomal membrane.